Molecule: messenger RNA, 1409 nt
Organism: Bactrocera oleae (olive fruit fly)
Lineage: Eukaryota; Metazoa; Arthropoda; Insecta; Diptera; Tephritidae
Source: RefSeq, a predicted model, not a curated record
AAAUUCCGUUGAACUCCUAUAAAUGUCGGAGGAGUCGUGUGUACGACUCUCUUCUCUGAGUGUAACUUGGUGCUGAUUGUACUCGUCUCUGGUUGGGUGUCAAGCUAACCGUUCACAAUCGUUAAAAUUCCAAUAAAGCAUUGAGAACUCUACCCGCUGGUAAUUUAAUUAUUUAACAGCUUAUAUAAAGAAAAUAUUAAAAUAAUUAAUAUAAAAUAAAUAUGUGGAAACAAUGUAGCGUAGUGUUAGUGUAUAAUAAGUGCAUAACAUAAAAGAAAAACAACUUAAAAUGCAAAUAUCUCGAAAACUAUAAGUUUCCUGCGGCUAUAAUUAUAUAUAUUCUUUAUUUGGAAAAUCUCCUCUAUCCAACCAUUUCCCUCUUAACACUGAAAUCGUAGGAUGGUAUACUAAAGUUAUAUAUUUGUGUCACUCCAAUUCCACACAAAAAAAUUGUACCGUUUCGCACACAGUCUUUGAAUGUGAACUUAGUAUUUGUCUCUGAUAUAACCGAUGGAUCAUGCUUUUGUGUUUAUAAAUCGAAUUUAAACUAAUCGAUAGUUUUUGAACCAUCGCAAAUUUGUAAGGCCAACUCACUGAAGUCUUCUAAAAUUGUAUAAGUAUAGAUUUAUACAAUGUGGAUUGCAAAUAUGUUUUUAAGAUUAAUUAUUUUGAUUAGCACUUACAAUCUUGUUAUUGGUGUUAUGUUUAAUAUAAAGCCAAAUGCUCAAAAGUGUUUAAAGGAAGACAUUCAACCAAACCAGUUGGUUAAAGGAGAAUAUGAAGUGACCACUGUCCCUGGCCAAUUGAUUGACUAUAUUGCUAGAGAUACCAAAGGGCACAUAUUGUCGAAAGGUGAGCUUAUCACGAAAGGAAAAUUUACUUUUAUGUCUGAGGUCUAUGAAACCUACGAAAUCUGCUUCAUUUCAAAAGUUCCGCCACAUCAAAGGGGAAUUGAACAGGAAAUUAAAUUAGUCACUAAAAAAGGAGUGGAGACAAGAAGCUAUGAAGGGAUACAAGAAGCAGCAAAGCUCAAACCGAUGGAAGUGGAACUGAAACGGUUGGAAGACUUAUCGGACUCAAUUGUCAGAGACUUUGCGUUAAUGAGAAAACGGGAAGAAGAAAUGAGAGAUACAAAUGAGAAAACCAAUAGUCGUGUACUAUUUUUCAGCAUAUUUAGCAUGUGUUGCUUACUUGGUCUAGCUACAUGGCAAGUUUUAUAUUUACGCAGAUAUUUUAAAGCAAAAAAGCUUAUUGAGUAAUGAAACUGAAAUUUUUGUAAGUUCUUGGGUAUUAAGUUGAAAUUUACUCAAAAAUUAAUUACUACCUUGGUAAUAAAGAAUAUCAUAACAAUAAAGGUAUAACAAAUAUUCCUUCGUGCAAAUUUUAUUGCCUCGAGAGGAUGAUAUGUA